This is a messenger RNA of Durusdinium trenchii, 2430 nucleotides long. The record is from the annotation of a GenBank genome assembly. NCBI's taxonomy places the organism in Eukaryota, Dinophyceae, Suessiales, Symbiodiniaceae.
AUGGCCAUGUCCAUGAAGUCCAUGAACCUCACCGUGGGCGAGAAGAAGGAGGACUCAGACAUGCAGGUCACUGGCGAGUACAUGACAAACUAUUUGAAAGAGAUGGAUGGCGACGAUUCGCAGUUCAAGGAUAUCAAUGCUGCGGUGGUGCCACUUUCCACAGGAAGCAGCCCUCCACGCCUGCAACCAGCAGAGUCCAUCUUGAAGGCAGAAGAGAUGAACGAGAAGACCGAAGGUGAACAGCGAAGCCACAAUCAAGGCCAAGAUCCGCGAGUACCUGGACCUCACUUUGCCCGAGUGCUAUGUGUGUCUGCCUUCGACUACAUCCUGCCGAAUUUGAUCCCCUUCAAGGGACAGGUCUUGAACAUGAUCAGCGAAUGGGCCUUCAGUCAGACGAAGGAUAUCAUCCCAAACGCACUGAUCGAGAACGUUGAUGCCAGCGUUGUCGUGCAGAAGAAGAUGAAAAACCUCAAUGUUGAGCUAAUUGUCCGAGGAUACUUGUGGGGAAGCAUGGCAGCUGCCUAUGAGAAGGGCGACCGAGAGUUCUGUGGAUUGAAGCUCCCAGAGGGGCUGAUCCGAUUUCAGAAGCUCGACAAGCCGAUCUUCACACCAACCACCAAGGCGGAAGUAGGCCAUGACGAGAACAUGAGCAUGGAGGACAUGGAGAAGCUUCUGGGCAAAGAGCUGGCUCAGAAGGCCAUGGACGCCGCCAUGAAGCUUUUCCAGAGAGGAACUGAGCUCAUGAAGAAACGAGGGCUGAUUCUUUUGGAUACAAAGUACGAGUUCGGGGUGGACGAGAAGGGCGUGAUCCAUGUGAUUGAUGAGGUCAACACACCGGAUUCAUCCAGAAUGUGCACCAUCGAGGAGUACGAAGCCAAAUACCCAAAGAUCGCAGCAGAGAUGAAGAAGGGCGAGUACAAGACGGUGACUGACCUUUUGAAAGCAAAGCCAGAGUUGAAGAUGAAGGAGUUCUCCAAGCAGUAUGUCAGAGAUGCUUUGUUGGACAUGGGCUUUGACCCUACCAAGGACAAGAGCGCACCAAAGCUCAGCGACGAGCAGGUGGUAGAAUGUGCCUUCCGCUAUAUGAAGAUCUAUGAGACUGUGACGGGAAACUCGUUCGAGUUCCCGCCCAAGAUGGCACCAGAAAAGAGGAUUAUCUCCAACCUUCAGAAGGCUGGCAUGAUCCGUGGCUGUUUGGCGAUCAUUUUGGAUGCAGACCAGUCGCAGGCAGAUUCCAUCAAGAAGGAACUGAGCAAAUUCAAGAUUCCAUCUCAGACUGCCACCCUUCCAAAGGACGCUGCAGCUGCUGACAAGCUUAUCGCGGAAUACAACAAGUCCACGGAACCCUUGAUCCUGGUGCAAUGCAGCGACACGCAGUCUGGCGCGUUGUCCUCAAGCUUGCAGGGCACUUUGCAGUUCUCUUUGGUUGCGUUGAUUUGUCCUGCUUGGAAUUAUAUGUCGACUCUUGGCUUGGAGAGGUCGCCCGAGGGACGGUCGACGGUCGAAGGGCGGCCUGUCCGCGCUGCGGUGCAGGUCUUCUUGCGCAAUGGGGUCUUGCAGCUGUUGCCUCAGCGAGUCUUACAGCAGUACAUUGACUUUGAGAAGCAGGGCCAGUACUCGGCUUGCAUCAAGCUUUUGGAGUCUGCUACGCCAGGGAGCCUCAACGUCUUGAGUCCCGCAAGCAUGGUGAGUGGAAAGCCGCUGCUGGUGGAAACCGUUCUUCAGCUCAUUGUCGGCUACUCCGGCCUUUGUUUGAAGAAUCAGCAGGGCGCCAUCGCAGUGAAACUCAUCACACAGGUGCUGGACAAUAUGUCCCUCUCUUUGCGAGACUUGCACCCUGGACAUCGCACCGUGCUAGAGGCUGGCAGUGCAGACACCGCCCUGAGUGUGUGCUACUACAUGCCCAAUGAUGUGACUUUGGCGGACCGAUCUCAGUCCUUUUUCCAGCAGGCAUCGGAGCGCUACUUGCGCUUGGGGCACAUCAACAGAUACUGCAAGUGCUGCCUCCGUGCUGCUGCAGUACUACACUUGCAAGGAAGCAAGUCUGAGGCGGAGUACUACACACAACAGGCUCUCAACAAGUUGAGUGAUGCACCAGUCUCCUCUUUACUGGCAGUUUGCUAUCACAACCUGGCUGUUCACACUGCGGUCCAGCACCGCAUUGCAGAUGCAGUCGCGCAUGUGAGGUGCCCUUCGCUUGUUGUCACAGUACAUUCCACUGUAUUGGCUUGAGACCAAGAUGUGUUUGUAUCAUAGUUCCAUGUGGUUCCUGUGUGUAUGUAUAGAUAUAUACCUUGUUCUAGGGGGUCUCCCUCAUUUCACAUGUUUACAAGCUCCCUGAAUACUCAAGCCUCAGCUUGCAGAUGUCAAGAUGUGUAUACACCAGAUGGGGAGCUAAGCUCAAUACUGUAGAAAGGUGUGCAAAACGUC